Molecule: messenger RNA, 1156 nt
Organism: Cutaneotrichosporon oleaginosum
Lineage: Eukaryota; Fungi; Basidiomycota; Tremellomycetes; Trichosporonales; Trichosporonaceae
Biological process (GO): chromatin organization
Cellular component (GO): nucleus
Source: RefSeq, a predicted model, not a curated record
ACCUCAUUUAUCGUCACUUUCUCCCACCUUCUGGCCACCUCCACCUCCACCUCCCUCCACCGUCGUCUCCAAAUGCCCCACUCCCUCACACACAGCAUUUGUUGAUCUGGUGACCAUUUCCAUCUUGCUCCUUCAUCAGCACUACUCCACCACUCAUCUCUCACACACUCGCGCCGACAAGCAUGGCUGGAAAUCGUGACAAUGAUCUGACAGAACAUGAACGUCAUGCACAAGGCCCAAAGGGUGCUCAACCAGCAGCACGCUUCGUCAAUGUCACCGAGUCGGUCGACGAGCGGCUAAAGAAGUCGACUAUUGGUCUCGUCACCCUCGAAGACUUCCAAAAGACAAAGGAGGAGAUUGAGGAAGAGAAGCGUCGCGAGGCAGCCAAGACUGCGGCGGACAAGAUCUCUGCAGCGAAAAAGGCCAAGAAGGACAAGAAGAAGAAGCGGGUCAUGCUCUCCUUCGCUGACGACGAGGAGGGAAGCGAGACACCUGCCGAGGAUGCACCUUCCCCGAAACGCAAGAAGCUACUCAAAAACCCCGAGGUUGACACCUCUUUCCUUCCCGACCGCGAGCGUGAAGCACAGGAACGUGCUGAACGCGAAGAGCUUCGGCAGAAAUGGCUAGCCGAACAAGAGCGCAUUAAGAACGAGGUCAUCGAGAUCACAUACUCCUACUGGGAUGGUAGUGGGCACCGGAAAACUGUCGAGUGCAAGAAAGGUGACGAUAUCGCGGCCUUCCUCGCAAAGUGUCGCGCUCAAGUGCCAGAGCUUCGUGGCACGAGUGUCGACAACAUGAUGUACAUCAAAGAGGACUUGAUCAUCCCACACCACUACACGUUCUACGACUUUAUCGUCAACAAGGCCCGAGGCAAGUCGGGCCCGCUGUUCAACUUUGACGUGCACGACGAUGUGCGGCUCAUCUCGGAUGCUACAAGGGAGAAGGACGAGAGUCACGCGGGCAAGGUUGUUGAGCGGUCAUGGUACAACCGCUUUAAGCACAUCUUCCCCGCUAGUCGCUGGGAGGUUUACGACCCCGACAAGGACUAUGGAUCAUACAAGAUUGCAUAAACCUGUCUCCUUCGAUCCUGCAGCUCUGUUUUUUGUCACAUGUUGUACGCCGUAUGCAAUACUCUCCACCACGCUCACCGAUCCAC